Messenger RNA from Lithohypha guttulata, 615 nucleotides. RefSeq lists its product as uncharacterized. Lineage: Eukaryota; Fungi; Ascomycota; Eurotiomycetes; Chaetothyriales; Trichomeriaceae. The record is from RefSeq and is a predicted model, not a curated record. Bases 1 to 615 code for a protein of 204 amino acids. The transcript has a single exon.
AUGUCAGCAUUAUCAGACCUUUACGGUGGAUCUCCCGCUCAUCUGGGCGACCUAAACAAGCAAUACAGCCAUCAACCCUAUCGACCUCCUGACGCAGAGGCCAAGCCAAAGGCCAAAUUAGUCAAGAGCCAUGAUCUCUCCAUCCAAGCACAACUUCCACUCACGGACAAGGACCUCGAUAUUCUUGUUGGACGAGGCCAUAUACUACCGAAGACUGCGGCACAGAUACGAGCUGCUCGACUCCACAAGGCAUUCAACCAAAACAAAGACGUGCCAGCAUCAAGUACGAGUACGAAGAGGUUUUUCGACGCCAGUAUAGAGGAAACGGUGAGCUUCUUUGAACCAACACCUGUGGCGACGGUGCCGCAGGUGUCGAAGCCAGUGCAGAGAGGUCCAAACCUGAAACGGCCGGCUAACUUCAAGUUCAAGGUAAACCCUGACCCGGAGAGGAGCAAGAAACAGCGAAUAAUGGCGGCAGCCGACCUAUCACAGUCGCAUUUAAAGGCUCAGCCACAGGCCCCGCCGAAGAAAAUAGGUAAGGGCCCUCCUCUCCGCGUACAAACCACGGAUCUGCCAGAUCAGAAAGAACUACGGAAGUGUUUAAGAAUGCGCUGA